Messenger RNA from Stegastes partitus (bicolor damselfish), 3438 nucleotides. It is a transcript of the gene p3h2, whose product is annotated as prolyl 3-hydroxylase 2. Gene Ontology annotation, molecular function: protein binding; iron ion binding; L-ascorbic acid binding. Gene Ontology annotation, biological process: collagen metabolic process. NCBI's taxonomy places the organism in Eukaryota, Metazoa, Chordata, Actinopteri, Pomacentridae. The record is from RefSeq and is a predicted model, not a curated record. Bases 88 to 2133 code for a protein of 681 amino acids. The transcript is spliced from 15 exons. Gene Ontology annotation, cellular component: endoplasmic reticulum.
CCGACUCUCUCCGCUGGGAGCCUUUAAAUGGACAGUAACCGGAGCUGCUCGCUGUGACCCACCGGCCGCCCCGAACCGAACCAGAGGAUGGAUGGGAACUCGCCACCGGCUGCUGCCUGGUCCGUCGUCCUGCUGUGCGCCGCGUUCUCCUCCUGCGCUGCCUUCCUGGAGCCCUACGACCUCCUGUAUGACAACGCGGUCCAAGCCUUCUACAGCAGCGACUAUGACAGCGUGGUGCGCUUCAUGGAGGCGGCGCUCAGCAGCCACAGCGAGGUCCGGCGCACCAAGGUCCGGUGCCGGCUGAGGUGCCAGGACCAGGAGCCGUUUGAUGAAACCUUCUCGGACCUGCGCUUCUUCGACGCGGUGCUGCGCAGAGCGGCGUGCAUGGACAGAUGCAUCGAGGAGAAGCUCGGCGCGCAGUCGGUGCACAAAGUCAGCGAGGAUGUGGUUCAGGACUUCAACAGGAGGAUCCCGUACAACUACCUGCAGCUGGCUUAUCAGAAGUUAAAUCAGCCCGACAAGGCGGCGGCGGCGGCUCACACCUACUUCCAGGCCAAUCCAGAACACGUGGAGAUGGGUCAGGACCUGGAGCAGUACAAAGACCUGCAGGGCGUCCAGGAAGAGCACUUUGUGGAUCGAGAAGCUCGGCCUCACCAGCGCUCCUUCACGGCGGCGGUGAGGCUCUACGAUAAAGGCGAUUACGAAGAGGCCCUCGCUCUGUUCGAGGAAGCGCUGGUGGAAUAUUACAGGGCGGACGUGGACUGUCGGGCCCUUUGUCAGGGGCCGCAGAGGUUCGAGGGCCACGAUCACCUCCGCUACCGUUACAGCCUCCACGAACUCGUAUCAGACCACUUCACUCAGGUGCUGCACUGUGAACACGAGUGCGUCCGAGACCUGGCGACUCGACCGGGUCGCCUCUCGCCGAUGGAGAACUACCUGCCGCUGCACUACGACUACCUGCAGUUCGCCUACUUCAAGCUGGACCGGCUGGAGGAGGCUCUGCAGUGCGCUCUCACCUACCUGCUGUUCCACGACGGAGAAGAGUUCAUGACGGACAACGUGGACUUCUACAGAGAGGUUCUGGGACGCGACGGAGAGUCGAGAAAGGAGGCUGCCUGGUACUUGAGGAGGCACCGACAAGAGCUGGAGCUGCUCCUGAUCGGCAGCAGGGUCAUGGGCGUGGAUUUCACCGAAGGGAAUUACUGGAGCAGCACAGGUGGAAGAGACGACUCACACAGGAUUCCCUCCGGCACAGACGGCUGGAUGGAGUACGUUCCCAUCUCAGAGAAGAAGAACGUCACCGUCGUUGCUCCGCAGCAGCUCAAAGAAGGUGGCCCGCUGGUGUAUGACAGUGUGCAGCUGGUGCAGAACUCGGUGGCCUUGAACGGGACUCAGCGAGUGCUGCUGGAUCGAGUCAUAUCGGAAGACGAGUGUGAAGAGCUGCGACACCUGGCACAUGCCGUCACUAUGGCAGGAGACGGCUACAGAGGGCGGACGUCUCCACACACGCCUAACGAGAAGUUUGAAGGAGCCACUGUGCUCAAAACGCUGCAGUACGGGUUCGAGGGCAGAGUCCCGAUGAGAAGCGCUCGGCUCUUCUACGAGACCAGCGAACGGGCCAGACGGAUCAUCGAGUCUUAUUUCAUGUUGAACUCCACUCUGCAUUUCUCCUACACACACCUGGUGUGUCGAACAGCCAUCACAGGCCAGCAGGACCACAGGAAUGACCUGAGCCAUCCCAUCCACGCCGACAACUGUCUGCUGGACCCGGACGCCAACGAGUGCUGGAAGGAGCCUCCAGCUUAUACGUACAGAGACUACAGUGCACUGUUAUAUCUAAAUGGAGAUUUUGAAGGAGGGGAGUUCAUAUUCACAGAAAUGGAUGCCAAAACCGUGACGGCGUCGGUGAAGCCCAGAUGUGGCAGGAUGGUGGGUUUCUCGUCAGGAGGAGAGAAUCCACACGGUGUGAAGGCCGUCACCAGCGGCCAGAGAUGUGCCGUGGCGCUCUGGUUCACGCUGGACCCGUUGUUCAGAGAGCUGGAGCGGCUGCAGGCCGACGAGGUGAUCCAGGCUCUGGACACUCAGUCGGUGUGGGGUCAAGGCCUCAGCAUCAACCCUAAAGACGAACUGUAGGAGCAGAAAAGAUCGACGAAACCCUUCUGCACCGAUCAGACGCAACUUUAAAACCACGGAAUCAGUUUCACACCGUGUGGACGGCCGAGCUGAAGACAAAGCUCCAGCUUAAGUCCUGCAUUCACGUGGAUGUUGUUUUGACUUUUCCCAUCCACCUGAACACGGUGGCAGCCUCCACCUACAGGACCGAGCAUCCCGCUGCACUCUUCAGGAAAGGCUCGAGGAACAAGACCAAGAGACGAUGACCAGGAAUCCAAACUGCGAUCGAGCACGUUUGGGAUGUGAAACUACAGAACUCCUACAGAAGCAGGUGGUUUUAAUGUUGUGGCUGAUCCGUGCGUAUAUUUUAACUAUUUAUUGAAUCACCUUUGGAUCAGAACAUUUCUAUUUUUGUACUGUUUGAAGUGCAAGAUUGAUGAUAUUGUCAUUUUUUUUGUGUGUUUUUGUCUUCAGUUCUUUGUUUUUCCAUCCAGUCACAUGCUUUCAGUCCAGACAAAGUUAAUUUACUCUCGACUGACCUGUAAUCUCACUGAACUGUGAAGCUGAUAUUUCACUGCUUUGGAUUUUCUUUGAGAAAAAAUUCCAAAAAAACAAAACAGAAACGUGUUUUCAGUGGUUUCAAAUAAUAUUAAACUCCGUCGUCACACGCGGUACUGUUAAAUAUGCUAUCACUAACAACAAUAUGCUAUUCCAGUUUAACUUCUGUGCCAGUAAUAAUGAUUUUCAGAGUAGGCAGCGCACUGUUUUUUCUCAUUUGGGCGACUAAGUCUGGAAAAGCACUCGUCUGAAGAGUCUAUGCUGAAUAUUUGAUUCUGUCUUUGUGUGUGUGUGUCGAGUCUGAAACUGAACUCGCCUUGUUGUUGUUGUUGUUAUUGUUGUAAUAAUCAGAUUUACAUGUUCACUGAGGCGAGGACAUGGUGAGUUUAUGCUUUUAUUUAUGUGUUUUAUUAAUUAGACAGCUGCUGUCUGCAUUCAAUAUGAGGAACUUGUUUUUUUUUCAUAAAAGAUGCCAAUCGUUCCUGUUUCAAGGAAUACGUGUAUUUGUACGAUCUUUUAUUUUUCUCUACAUAUUUGUGUUGUGAUGAUACAGAUGAUGAGUCGUGCACUGUAAAUCCAAAAGAAAUUAAAAAAAAAAAAAACCCAAGAGAGGAAAGAUUCAAAACGCCGACCGGAAACCUAAUCCUGUUGUUUUCAUGAAGGUCGGCCAUUUUUGUUUCACUGAUAUUUAAUAAUGAAAUGCUGUAGCACACGGAAAUAUAUGUUUACAUGCCUAUAAAUUAAAAAAUAUAAUAUUCUGUAUCUAUA